AGCAGCAGCUGCAGCGGCAGCAGCGGCAGCAGAGGCAGCAGCAGUAGCCACCACUCCGCCGAGGCCGCAACCCCGGCUCGGCCUCCCCAGGCCCCGCCGCUGCCGCAGUCAUGGCUGCUGAUGGGGUGGACGAACGCUCGCCUCUGCUGUCAGCAUCCCACUCCGGAAAUGUCACUCCCACCGCCCCACCGUACUUGCAAGAAAGCAGCCCCAGAGCGGAGCUCCCACCUCCAUAUACAGCCAUUGCCAGUCCAGACGCCAGUGGUAUUCCAGUAAUAAACUGCCGUGUGUGCCAAUCACUAAUCAAUUUGGAUGGCAAGCUUCACCAGCAUGUGGUUAAGUGCACAGUUUGCAAUGAAGCUACGCCAAUCAAAAACCCCCCAACAGGCAAGAAAUAUGUUAGAUGCCCUUGUAAUUGUCUUCUCAUUUGUAAGGACACAUCUCGGCGAAUAGGAUGCCCAAGACCCAACUGUAGACGGAUAAUUAACCUUGGCCCAGUAAUGCUUAUUUCUGAAGAACAACCAGCUCAGCCUGCAUUGCCAAUCCAACCAGAAGGUACAAGGGUCGUGUGUGGGCACUGUGGAAACACAUUCCUGUGGAUGGAACUGAGGUUCAACACUCUGGCAAAAUGCCCACACUGCAAAAAAAUCUCCUCAGUGGGUAGUGCACUUCCACGAAGACGCUGCUGUGCAUAUAUUACCAUUGGAAUGAUAUGUAUUUUCAUUGGAGUUGGGUUAACUGUUGGCACCCCAGAUUUUGCAAGGCGAUUUCGAGCAACCUAUGUUUCUUGGGCAAUUGCUUAUCUCCUAGGAUUGAUCUGCCUUAUCCGAGCUUGUUAUUGGGGAGCCAUAAGAGUCAGUUAUCCAGAACACAGUUUUGCAUAAGCUUGUUUAUGAUUCAGUAAUGCAGGUGAGAGUGUCUAGCAGUUCUUGGUAAGCUACUCUGGACAUCUUUAAAUUAUUUAUCCUAAUGGAUUCCAUUCUGGUUUAUGUAUAAUCGUUUCAAGACUUUGGGAGUCUUUUAUGAACAAAUGCUCAUUGCACUAUAUUAUAUGCAAAUUGUUUUGCUGCUAGGUUUUCAAAAUUUGAAUAAUAAAGCCUUUUCAUGUUCUUUUACAUCUCUUAUAGAUAUUUUUGGAUUUGUUACCAAACAUUACAUUUACUCUCACCCUUUUAUUAUUUUUAAAUAAGUUAUUUCAUUACUUGCUGAUACAUGAGUAUUCCUAAGUGUUUAUAAAUAUUUCUAUAAUAGUUUCACAUUUAUAUUUACAUUUUAAUUAAACAGUAUCAAAAUUGCUUGCUUAAAACCUAAGCAAUAUGCAUUUUGCUUGAACUGCUUACUGUAACUUUAACCUAAGAUUAUAGUGACCUUAUUCAGGAAAAAAAAAAAAAUUUAGUGUAACUUCAAAGACUUGACAUUCUUGUCAGAGGAAAAAAAAUUUCUAGAUACUGUUUGCUUGUUUUUUGUUGUUUGUAGAAAGAUAAAAUAUUUUGGUAGUAAUUUAAAAUACAAGAACGAAUAUUUAUUUGUCCACAGUUGGAGAUGUUGGAUAAAUGUCUUUUCUCAAAGAUCACAGGACUUUUGUCUUUCAUUUUUGCCUUUUUAUUUACCAUUUAUAAAAGAUCUGGUCUGGAUUAUGGAAUUUAAUGUUUAUCAGCUCUAUGUAUUCCUUUAUAGAGGCUUGAGGAAGUAUUUCACAUAACAUGUUUUAUAAUACUUAACCAUUUAUCCAAAGAUAUAUUUACAUUGGGUUGUGCCCCUUUCCCUUAGAUCAUGGUAAAUUUUUCUUAUUGAGGUAAUUAUGUACUACUUAUAUUUGAAGGAAGCUUAUGACAUUUUACAGUAGCUAAAAUGUUGAGAUUAGAGGUACUUUUACUAUUCUUCUCAAAGGUAACUGAUCAGAUAAUUACCCAAAUUAUUCAAGAAAAUAGAUCAGAAAUAAAGAACAACAUAAUUUUCUAAGAAUUCAUUGAAAUUUAUGGAAUCAGCUCUCGCACUGCCCAUCUUUGCAGUUUUGAAAAAGAAAUUGCUUAAUCACAAAUGUUCUACAGUCUUUAAAUGUAGUAGAAUUAGACAGUGAGAUCAUCUGAGUAAAUUGAUUGGUGAUUCCAGAGAUAAGACUAAUAUUUUAAAUUAUUUAUGAUACUGAUUAGUAUAAAAACGUACUCAUCACAGAAUUUGAAGCAAAAUACAUGUACACUUCAAAGAGUAAAUGACAAAUGUAUAAAUGCUGUAGCUCAGGAUUAUAUGUACCUUUAAAAAUACACUAAUAAAGAUUAUUGUUCAAAAAUUACCUUGUUUUAUUCCAUUAAAAAUAAUGUCACUUCCAGAGUUGCCUUGAAAUCUUGCUGUAAAGUUUUCAUGUUUAGGAAUGUACCUGUUUCUUUAUAUAAUAUUCAUUUAUGUUUUUUGUACUAUUUUCAAAUGGUUUUAUUUUUAAAAUAUAGUUUUUAAAUCCAUUUGUAAUACACUUGAUGUUAGGUAUAAAAUAAUCUUACUUCUUUUCCUAAUGGUUAACUAGUUGUAACAGCAUUGUAUACUGAAUAAUCCAUUCUUUCCCUCAUUGAUUGGAAAGCUCACAUUAAAUUAUAUGCUAUGUCAUAUUCCUUCUGGAAUAAUAACUUUAUGAGAGCAAGAACCCUGGUAGUCUUGUUCACAGCUUUAUCCCCACUUAGAACAGUUCUUAGUGUACAUGUGCUCAAUUUACGUGAAUGAAUAUGCAUGAAUGAAUAAAUGGUUGAAUGAAUUGCUAUUUUAAA
Molecule: messenger RNA, 2759 nt
Organism: Homo sapiens (human)
Lineage: Eukaryota; Metazoa; Chordata; Mammalia; Primates; Hominidae
Gene: PIP4P2
Product: phosphatidylinositol-4,5-bisphosphate 4-phosphatase 2
Exons: 7
Coding region: 111-884 (257 amino acids)
Biological process (GO): phosphatidylinositol dephosphorylation; negative regulation of phagocytosis
Cellular component (GO): late endosome membrane; phagocytic vesicle membrane; plasma membrane
Molecular function (GO): phosphatidylinositol-4,5-bisphosphate 4-phosphatase activity
Source: RefSeq, marked validated